Molecule: messenger RNA, 2565 nt
Organism: Uranotaenia lowii
Lineage: Eukaryota; Metazoa; Arthropoda; Insecta; Diptera; Culicidae
Exons: 1
Coding region: 1-2565 (854 amino acids)
Source: RefSeq, a predicted model, not a curated record
AUGAACCGUGAUGAGCGUAAGGUAAAACGAUUGAUUGUGCGUCGGAACACUAUCACUGGUUCCAUAAAUUUGGUUAAAACCUUUUAUGAAAAUUAUAAUUCUGAGCGGGAUUUUCCACAACUGAGAUUCCGUUUGGAAAAAUUAGAUGAGCUUUAUCGGGAAUUUAAUGAAAUUCAAAGUGAGAUCGAGGCCAAAGAAGAAUUUCCUGAGGAAUUUUCAGAAACACGUGCCAAUGUCGGAAAUGAUUAUUUCAUGCUCAAAGGUAAUUUGGCGGCAAAAUUAGACGCCAUUGCUCCCAACAAUUCAUCGCAAUCCCCCUUAGCUCCACCUGCACAUGUUCCCUCUGUCCGUCUCCCUGAGAUAAAAAUUCCGGAAUUAAGUGGAAAUUUCGAUGAGUGGAUGAAUUUUCACGAUUUGUUCACCACCCUCAUUCAUGUGAACCUGCAACUUUCGUCCAUACAAAAAUUUCAAUAUUUGAAGGCAGUUCUCAAGGGAGAAGCUCUCAGGCUUAUCGAAUCGUUGGAAGUCUCUGCGACUAACUACACUAUCGCGUGGGAUCUGUUAAAUAAACGGUACGAUAAUAGAAAUCUGCAAAUUAAGCAACAUUUUUCGGCACUUUUAUCCACACCUUCUGUUCGGAAAGAAUCUUCAUCAGCCCUCGCCAAUUUGGUUGAUGAAUUCGGUAAACACGUGAGCGUUCUUAACAAAUUAGAAGAUCCGAAGGAUCAUUGGAAUUCUUUCCUUGUCGAAACUCUGAGCAGCAAAUUAGAUCCAGUUUCACAGAAGGAGUGGGAAAAUCAAUUGUGUGACGACAUUCGACCAUCCUACGAAUCGUUAGUCACUUUUAUACAAAAGCGUUAUCGAAUUUUGCAAUCACUAAUGCUCUCCCAACCAUCGCUACCUAGUGCAAAAUUUGAAUCCAAAAUCGAAUCAAAAUCUUCUCGAAACAAAAUAUCGAUUUAUCACUCUGCCAAUAGUGAUCUGCCGAAAUGCAUCUUAUGCAAACAAGCGCACCUUUUGAUGCAGUGCGACGAGUUCAAAAGGCAAACACCUCAAAAACGUUUCGAGAUCGCCAAAAGACAUGGUCUUUGCCUCAAUUGCCUAAAAUCGUCGCAUUUGAUGAAAAAUUGUACUUCUGGAUCGUGUCGAACAUGCAACAGGAAACAUCACACCUUGUUGCACCUAAACUCAUUCAAACCAUCGUCCAUUCACGAUGAUGAGCAAAAUACUAUCGCUGCACAAAUUGCGCUAUCUUAUUCACACUCACAAUCGGCACCGGUCGUCGAUCCUUCGUCGUCGGUUACGUGCAUUGCCGAUCAAUAUCACGUGCUUCCUCGGGUACAGGGAGUGCCCUCGUCGUCGGUUGGGCCUAGUAAACAUUCGUCGUCUUUCGUUCCCUCGUCGGAUGGGCAUCCGUCAGGUUCGGCUCAAAACACAACACAUGUGACCAAUUGCCAUACACAAUCAUUUUUCUCAAAACCAUCCCAAUCAGCUGUUUUCAUGCUGACUGCAUACGUUAAGGUCAAGGACCUCGCAGGCAACUUUUUACACGCUCGUGCCUUGCUUGACUGUGCUUCCGAAGCCAACUUCGUUUCCGAACAUUUGGCACAACAGCUUCGCUUGAAACGUACACCAGCAAACGUCGAUGUGUUCAGCCAGUCAGUCCAAAGAGUAAAAGAUCAAGUCCCGAUCACCAUUGCCUCUCGAUCCGGCAAAUUUGUCACAAGCAUGGAAUUUUUCGUGUUGCCAGCCUUGACUAGAGUUCUUCCAUCUACAAACGUAGACAUUUCGAAGUGGGUAAUCCCUCGCAACCUUCCCCUUGCAGACCCCAAGUUUAAUAUUGCACACGACGUUGACCUUAUCAUUGGAAUCAAAUCAUUCUUCUCCAUCUUAGAGAAUGAUCAGAUAUCGCUUGGCCAAGGUUUUCCAAUUCUACGAAAAACUGUUUUUGGGUACGUCGUCGCGGGUGAAACAAACGCACAACCAAAAAGUCCCGCCGUGGUCUGCAAUGUUUCGUCCAUCGAUAAUCUGGACUCUACAAUUCAAAAAUUUUGGGAAGUGGAAAGUUUCGAGAAAGGCAAAUCUUUAAGUUUGGAAGAACAAUAUUGCGAGACGCAUUUCUUGAAAACCCACUUCAGAGCACCUGACGGACGGUACGUGGUUCGUUUGCCGAUUCGUGAGGAAAUGUUGCAUGCCUUGGGAGAAUCUUUCCCGAUAGCAAAUCGCAGAUUUCUUAGUACCGAGAGGAAGUUGGGCUCAAAUGAUAAUCUUCGAGCGGAUUAUUUAGAAUUCAUGACUGAAUAUGAAAAUCUCGGUCAUAUGGAACCUGUCAAGCCCGAUCUCACAAAGCCCCACUACUACCUUCCUCACCACGCCAUCCAACGUCCCGAAAGCACAACAACAAAAACUCGCGUCGUGUUCGAUGCGUCUUGCCGAGCAGCAAACAACAUUUCGCUAAACGACAUCUGCUACAUCGGUCCCACCGUACAACCUUCGUUGAUUUCCACACUCAUCAACUUUCGUUUGCCAAAAUACGCCGUCAAAUGUACCGGCAAUGUCGUGUAA